Molecule: messenger RNA, 822 nt
Organism: Aspergillus tanneri
Lineage: Eukaryota; Fungi; Ascomycota; Eurotiomycetes; Eurotiales; Aspergillaceae
Exons: 2
Coding region: 1-822 (273 amino acids)
Source: RefSeq, a predicted model, not a curated record
AUGCAAGUCCUCCUCCUCGGUGGUCAUGGCAAAAUAGCCAUACGCUUGACCCCGCUUCUUCUCAACCGCGCCUGGAAUGUCACCAGCGUAAUCCGCAACCCAGACCACGAGUCCGAGAUCCUUGCCUUAGGUAAGGACACCAAAGGCAAGUUGGACGUCCUUGUCUCCAGCCUGGAUGACGUCAAGAGCGAUGCGGACGCAAAGAAGAUCCUAGAUAUCGUUUCCCCAGAUUAUGUAGUGUGGUCGGCUGGUGCCGGAGGUAAAGGCGGACCCGAACGAACAUUCGCGAUUGACGAAAAAGCAGCAAAACAUUUCCUGACGGCGUCAUUUGCAUCUCCGCGCGUAACCAAGUUCCUACUCGUCUCAUGGAUCGGGAGUCGUCGCGUCCAUCCGUCCUGGAUGUCUGAUGCAGAGUGGGAGACGUUGCAGAACGUCUUCUAUAAUGUUCUCCCGGCCUAUGCGAAGGCCAAACUUGAAGCCGAUGAAUAUAUGACUGCGCUGGCGACCCAGCGCAAAAAACUGGUCCAGCAGGGAGCGGCGCACCCCUUGCAGGCGAUCAACCUGCGUCCCGGUACCUUGUCGGAUGACCCGGCGACGGGAAAAGUGCAGCUGGGGAAGACCACCGGGCGCAGCAAGGUUACCCGCGAGGAUGUGGCGAUUGUGGCGGAUCGGUUGCUGGCUCGCGCUGAUACUGAUGGAUGGUAUGAUCUGGUGAAUGGAGAGGUGCCUAUUGACGAGGCGGUGGGUCAGGUGGUGAGGGAGAAGGUGGAUGCCGUUGACGGUGAAGAUGUCGAUGCCAUGGUGAAACGGUUCUUUCCGUAG